Aspergillus homomorphus CBS 101889 is the source of this 940-nucleotide messenger RNA. RefSeq names its product mitochondrial 54S ribosomal protein mL38. NCBI's taxonomy places the organism in Eukaryota, Fungi, Ascomycota, Eurotiomycetes, Eurotiales, Aspergillaceae. The transcript is spliced from 2 exons. The coding region runs from base 46 to 804 and encodes 252 amino acids. The record is from RefSeq and is a predicted model, not a curated record.
CGAUUUUGAAUUUUGCUACGUUCAACUCAAACAGGUUUCCCCAUCAUGCGUUUCGUCUCUGUCAUUGCUGCUUUCGCUGCGGUUUCUACUGCUGCAGCCGCGGACACCGUCCCCCCUGAGCUGGCGAAGGUUGGGGAGCCGUCGACGGUGCUGAAUAUCACUUACUCCGUGGGGUCGACUGCAGUCAGCUUCACCCCUGGCGAGUUCCUCAACGCCACUGUCGCCAAGGAUGCGCCGGAGCCGCAUCUCCAGGACUUGGGGUUGGGCAGCUCGGGACCCUACCUGCUGCUCAUGAUCGACCCGGACUGGAACAAAACCACUCCUCCCUCGGUGAUCGUGCAUACCGUCGUCGCCAACCUGACUACCGCCGUCAACAGCACCAGCGACGCGAACGUGCUGGCCUCCUACAUCGCCCCUGAGCCCAAGUCUGGCACCCACAACUACACGUUGUUUCUGUUCGACCAGCCUGCCAACUUCAGCGUCCCCGGCCGCUACGAGUCUUUCAUGAAGACCACCGCCCAGACUCCUUUGAAUCGGCUGAACCUGCCGCUGGACAGCUUCCUCAACCAGACCGGGUUGGGCAAGCCGGUCGCGGCCAACUACUUCCGCGUCACGGCGGCGAGCAACGACACCAGCUCCAGCUCGGGGGAAUCUGGCUCCAGCACGAGCACGAGCACCAGCACGAGCACCAGCACCGGCGCCGCCGCUAGCAAGACGUCGAGUGGAGCGGGCCAGAAGAUGGCGGUGGGGGGUUAUCUGGCCGGCGCACUGGCUUUGGUCGGUGCGGUGGUGGCCUCCGUCUGAUCUACGCGUUUCUCAGACAUAAUCAGGGCACUUGAAAAGUGGAGAGAAAAGUGGCAUAUUGCGUACUUUGUAUAUACUCAGCAUGUACGGAGUACUCCGUACAGUAACUAAAUAAUCCAACUCUCGGAAGUCCGGC